Fomitiporia mediterranea MF3/22 is the source of this 603-nucleotide messenger RNA. RefSeq lists its product as uncharacterized. The record is from RefSeq and is a predicted model, not a curated record. NCBI's taxonomy places the organism in Eukaryota, Fungi, Basidiomycota, Agaricomycetes, Hymenochaetales, Hymenochaetaceae. The transcript has 2 exons. Bases 312 to 602 code for a protein of 96 amino acids.
GGAAAGCAGAGGUAGACUCUCCAGAAAGUGAGACAGAAGACGAAGGGGAGGGGAAGAGGAAAAGUCUAACCACCGGUCGAACGAGUAUAGAUAGAAAUACAGUUUAUCAAGAGAGGACUGAGCGCUAGCGCUGGCAGAUUUCCCGCGAAGUCCGUAUAUCACUCGCACGCACGGCACGCGCGAGUCAAAUUGAGCUGGGCUGAGAAGAGUCGAGAAGAUCGAGAAGAUCAAGGGAAGAAGUGUCCAGGGGAAACAAACACACGCGGGAUGUCCUCUCGCGAAACACUGGGCAGGAAGAAGUAUCCACGCGGAUGGCGAGCGCACACUCACGAACGGACGUCCUUUCUAUAACCUAUGACACCUCUUCCGGCUCUUCUUGCUAUCCGUCAGUUCCACAGACCAAGAUCAGAAAAUUGACGUCAAAAAAGGCAAGGCGCGAUGGCGGGAGCUUUGCAAUUGGUCAACCCAGUCAAAUGCCGAAAAAUCUCUCCAAUUUUGUCCGAAAGCCAAAAAAAGUCCUCUCCUCGGCAAUGCGGUCCAAGCUAAGCGCGAUCACGGAAAAUCCUCUUCCUAUGACAAACAAGGACGACAAUCCACUUUGAG